Molecule: messenger RNA, 1344 nt
Organism: Yarrowia lipolytica CLIB122
Lineage: Eukaryota; Fungi; Ascomycota; Dipodascomycetes; Dipodascales
Biological process (GO): proteolysis
Molecular function (GO): aspartic-type endopeptidase activity
Source: RefSeq, a predicted model, not a curated record
AUGAAGUUCUCCAUCCUCACCCUCGCAGUGUUCACUGCCCUUGCCUCUGCUGCCACCGACAAGACCCUCAAGGUCGGUUUCAACCAGCGAGUCAACCAUCUUAAGAACUCUCCUAACCCCAACGGGCUCAGCAACCCUUCCAAGAACCCCUCCAACCCCGUUGCUAUCUUGAACAACAAGGUGGUCGAGUACGUUGUCGACAUCACCCUUGGUACUCCUGCUCAGAAAUUCUCUGUCCAGAUCGAUACCGGUUCUUCCGACCUCUGGGUCAAGGCUGACGGCUCCGACACCGCCUACAACAGCUCUCUCUCCUCCACCUACGAGGAAUACAAGCCUGGAGCCUUCUUCAUUGCGUACGGCGACCAAACCACCGCUUCUGGAGAUUGGGUCAAAGACACAAUUGACGUUGCUGGAGCCAGCAUCCCCGACUUUGUCUUCGCUGCUGCUAAAAAGACCGAUACCGACCCUGUGUUUGGAGUUGGAUACCCCAGCAACGAGGCUUCCGACUCCCAGGACGAGCAAGGACCGGAGUUUGAGUACGACAACUUCCCCAUUCGACUGGCCAAGGCUGGAGUCAUCAACACCCCCGCCUACUCCUUGUACCUCGAUUCUCUGCAGGCUACCACCGGAACCCUGCUGUUUGGAGCUGUGGACACUUCAAAGUUCGCUGACGAGCUUGCCCUUCUCCCCUUCAUCAAGGACUCUCCCGGUGACCCUGGUCCCAAGGAGUUCCAGGUCACUCUCAACUCUAUCGACUUUGGUGACUCUAACGCCCUGAAUGUUGCCCGUCUGGCUCUUCUCGACGCUGGAACAACCCUUACCAUUCUCCCUUCCACCACUUUCUUGACUCUGUUCAACUCCCUGGGACUGUACAAUACCGAAGAUGGUCCCGUGGCCUCCCAGUCACAGCUUGACAAAUGGAAGAGCGAGGGGUCGGCUAUCACUUACACCUUCCAGGGUAAGAAGGUGAACGUGCCCCUCACCCAGCUCUUCAUUGCUGAUACCGAUGGCGAAGGAAACCAGCGGUACGUGACUCUUGCCGAUGGCUCCCAGGAGGCUGCCUACUCCUGGCUGGUUGGAGAUGCUCAGAGCGACGAGGGCCAGUCUGUUCUGGGAGACUCCUUCCUGCGAUCCGUCUACGUGGCAUACGAUCUCCAGAACAACCAGGUUGGUCUCGGCCAGGUCAAGUACGACAACUCUGCUGAGAACAUUGUCGCCAUUAGCUCCGGGGGUAUUCCCUCCGCCACCAAGGCUCCUUCUGCUGCCACCUGGUCCACAGACCAUCCCAUUCCUACUACUGCCGCUCCCCCUUCCGGCAUUGUUGGUGUUGGACCCAAGUUCUAG